This is a messenger RNA of Striga hermonthica, 924 nucleotides long. The record is from the annotation of a GenBank genome assembly. Lineage: Eukaryota; Viridiplantae; Streptophyta; Magnoliopsida; Lamiales; Orobanchaceae.
AUGGAGUUCUGGGGUGUUGAGGUGAAAAGUGGAGAGCCUCUUAAGGUUUCCCCCGGUGAUGGGAUGGUCUUGCAUCUUUCUCAGGCUUGUAUUGGUGACCUUAAAAAGGAGAAAGGAAAUGAAGCUGUCUACUUGUUUGUAAAUAUUGAUGGAAAGAAGCUUGUUCUUGGAACACUCUUUGUUGAUAAGUUGCCUCAACAACAGUUUGACUUAGUGUUUGACAGAGAUUUCGAGCUGUCGCACAAUUUCAAAAAUGCAAGUGUCUAUUUCUAUGGAUACAAGGCCAGCAACCCAUCUGAAGAAUAUCCUUUACACACAUUUUCCAGUUUUGGAUAUGAAUUUGACUCUGAGGAAGAAGAGGAAGAACCACUUCCUGUUGCUAAUAAUGGGAAACCUGAGUCAAAGCCUAAGGAAGGAAAAGCUGUGGAGGCUGCUAAAGCUAAUGCUGACAAAGGAAAGGAGUCUGAUGGUGGUAGGCAAAAGGUGAAGAUUGUGGAACCAAAGAAAGAUGUGGAUGCUAGUGAAGAGGAUGAUGAAAGCGCUGAUGAAGACGCGAUGUCUGAGGACGACGAUGAAGAUGACUCUGAGGAUGGAGAUGAUUCAGAUGAAUCUGCUGAGAGUGAUGAGGAGACACCAAAGAAGGCUGAGCCAAGCAAGAAGCGACCAUCAGAAUCUGCUACAAAAACGCCCGUGCAAAGCAAGAAGGCAAAAGCAACUCCACAGAAAACUGAUGGAAAAAAGGCUGGUGGUCAUGUUGCCACACCUCACCCAGCAAAACAGGCUGGGAAGACACCUGCGAACAAGCCAAACCAGCAGACACCAAAGUCCGGGGGAUCACAUUCCUGCAAGAGCUGCAGCAGGACAUUUACAUCUGAGCAAGGCCUUGAUUCCCACACAAAAGCCAAGCAUGCUGGUGGAAAGUAA